Physella acuta is the source of this 1497-nucleotide messenger RNA. RefSeq names its product phosphatidylinositol N-acetylglucosaminyltransferase subunit C. Gene Ontology annotation, biological process: GPI anchor biosynthetic process. Lineage: Eukaryota; Metazoa; Mollusca; Gastropoda; Physidae. The record is from RefSeq and is a predicted model, not a curated record. Gene Ontology annotation, cellular component: membrane; glycosylphosphatidylinositol-N-acetylglucosaminyltransferase (GPI-GnT) complex.
AAUGGUUACCAAGCGUCCAUGGCGAAAAAUUUUGUAUGAAGAACAGGAUUACCCUGAUAAUUAUGUUGAUCGUUCAUUUUUGGAAGAGCUAAGGAAAAAUCUUCAUGUUUGCACUUAUGAUUACACAACUCUUCUGUUUGAGUCAACAAGUAUUACCCAACAGAUUAGCAGCAUUGGGAUUUUUAUUACAAUGUUCUUUUAUAUGGAGGAUCAUUCGAUAUCAGCUCAAAUCUUGUGGCUUAUGAUGUCAGCUUUAACUAUCAUUGGGUACAUUUGUAAUGUUGUUCUGACCACCUGGCUAGGCCAGACAUUAUCUGUGGCUACUUUUUUACAGCACUUGAAGACGUGUCUGCUGUUUCAAGGCUUUAGCGCCACCUUGUCCCCAGUGCUCGUGUCUCUCACUGAGACCAUUAGCACUGACACAAUCUAUGCUAUGACUACUGUCAUGCUGUUUGCUAAUUUAUUGUUCUACAACUACAACUGUAAUAACCACAGUGUGCCAGGGGCAUUGUCUUUAAAUGCUGCCAUAUUUGCUUCAGUGUGUUUGGCAUCAAGGCUCCACACAACCUGGCAUGCUUUCACCACAGUGACAACAUCUUUUCAACUUUUUGCCUUGUGGCCAGUUCUACGACAAAACAUCAAAGUGAGUCAUCCCAGAGUCCACACAUGGCUGACGCUGUUUGUGGCCGUCAUCUGUAUUAUUGGUUUAGGGUCUAAGACCAUAGUUGGGGCUGUGCUGUAUACACUAAUCAUCUUUCUAGUGACUUUCAUCUUUCCCGCCUGGUUCUGCUCACUACAGCCACAGAAAAACAAUAUUUAUGGACCUUGGGAUGAAGCUGUUAUUUCUGAGCCUUCCUGACCCCAGAUUCUAGUGUUAGACCUAAUCAAAGAGAGACAACUGCUGACUGCUAAUUCAGGGAAAAAAGCUGUUGACAAACCAAAGCUCAAGAUAUUUCUUACACAAUUUGAUGAAAGUGAUGAUGUUACAUUAUUAUUUUAUAUAUUAUUAUUUGAUAUAUUUUGCAAUAUAGAUGUAAAACGGCUGUCAAGGUUUGAUUUAUAUUUUUGUUAAGAUAAAAAAAUUAUGACACAUAUAGUAUCAAGUUUUUCUAAGCCAUGUUUUUUGUACUGGUCAUGAUUUUUGUUGAAAUAUAUUUGGGCAAUCAUUACACUGUUUAAACCACACAUUUUAUUAGAUCUGCCAGCAUUUUAUUAAGCACCAACAAUAAUUGUGAUAUUUUUUUGUGCAAAAGUAAUAUUUGUGUGUAGUUUCUUUUAUUUUAUUGUGAAAGUGUGACUAAAAAUAUGAAAUAUGAUUUGUAUAUAAAGCUUUUGUCAAAAAUGUAUUUAAAAAUAUGUUUGAAUGUAUUUUUGUAAUUCAUAUUGCAUCUCAUUUUUAUUACAAAGCAUAUUAACAUUAAGUGUAAAUGUGUACCUGAUUUGUUAAGGUGUGCAUUUUGGCAAAAUAUGUGAUAUGUGAUGCACAGAUAGAAGUUG